UGAUCCUCAGGAAAUGGUCCGUCAAGCAAAGAAUCUUGCAGAAGCAACUUCAGCUCUAGUGAAUGCAAUAAGAAGAGAAGCUGAGAAUGAAACUGACCCUGACGCCAGACACAGACUACUUGAUGCUGCUAAGGCUCUUGCUGAUGCUACCUCUAAGAUGGUGGAAGCUGCUAAAAUGGCAGCAAAGAAUCCUAAUGAUGAAAAUGCUGAGAAGAACCUAAGAAUGGCUGCCGAACAUUUACGUGCUGUAACUAACGCAACGGCAAUGUCAGCCAUGAAGAAGAAGGCAAUCAAGAAGUUGGAAAUGGCGGCUAAACAAGCAAGCGCCGUCUCCACUCAACUCAUUGCAGCUGCCCAGGGAGCAGGAGCCUCUAACAGGUAUUGUAAUGAU
Molecule: messenger RNA, 391 nt
Organism: Amphimedon queenslandica
Lineage: Eukaryota; Metazoa; Porifera; Demospongiae; Haplosclerida; Niphatidae
Product: talin-1-like
Exons: 2
Biological process (GO): cell-cell adhesion; actin cytoskeleton organization
Cellular component (GO): focal adhesion; plasma membrane; cytoplasm
Molecular function (GO): integrin binding; actin binding
Source: RefSeq, a predicted model, not a curated record